UCCACAUCCUAAAUAAAAUUAAGAAAACAAAAAUAAAAAUAGAAAUUCGAAGCAUAAUAAUAACGACAAUGUGUAAGAGAGAGAAGCACUGAGAGUGGGACUCGAAGACUUUUCUGAGCUCCAAAUCAACCAACACGAACUCAAAUCUCUGAGUUUCCUUAGUCAACUUUGCAACGAAGGUAAUCUGUUUUUGGUUAAUUGAUCAUGGGUGAGGAAGACAUGGUGGCCAAUGACACUGAAAUAGUGGCAAAUGGGACUAGCCAGUUAGAGAAGACCAGCAGAGAUGCGACUGAGAAAAAAGGGGAUGGAAAGGUUGAGGUAAAAGAAAUGGACGUAGAUAAGAAAGGUGAUGAGAUCGAUGAAGUGGAGAAAAUGGAUGGAGACCAAGAGACCAAUGGAAGCAAAGAUGAAAAAGUAAAAGACAAAGCUGAGGUACCCAAACUUGAGGAAUUGAAAGAGGAAACUGAUCCAGAUGAAGUUAAAAAAGAUGACGAGAAUGCACAAGUUGAGAAAAUGGACAAAGACCUAGAGGCUGAUGGAGGCAAAGGUGAAAAGGUGAAAGAAGGAAUAGAGGAACUCAAAGUUGAGGAAAAGGAAGAAGAAACUGCUCCAAAUGAAAAAGAGGAGACUGAAGAAAAGAAGGAAAUUGAAGUGGAAGAAGAGAAGGUUGAUGGGCUUUCGGUGGAGGAAGAGAAGGAAAAAGUGAAGGUUGAAGAGAAGGAAGAAGAGAAAGAAGAGAUAGUAGAAGAUAAGGAAGAAGAGAUGGAAGAAGAGAAGGAAGAAGAAGCUAAGGUGGAGAAAGGGCCAAGGAAGCGUGCAAAAGGAAAGAGUACAGAGAAAACCAUAGAGAAGAAAAAGAAAGUUGCUGAAAAGAAGGAGCCUGAGCCAAGAACUCCAGCUACAGAUCGGCCUGUUCGUGAGCGGAAAUCAGUUGAAAGGCUGGUGGAAGCUAUUGAAAAAGAUAAUGCCAAGGAAUUCCAUAUAGAGAAGGGACGCGGUACACCAUUGAAAGACAUACCUAAUGUGGCUUUCAAGUUGUCAAGAAGGAAAAUCGAUGAUAACAUAAAAUUACUUCAUACUAUUCUUUUUGGAAGGAGAGGAAAGGCACUUGAGGUCAAGAGUAAUAUAUCCAGAUUUUCUGGUUUUGUGUGGCGUGGAAAUGAGGACAAGCAAAACGCUAAAGUAAAAGAAAAAUUUGACAAGUGUAAUAAAGAGAAGUUACUGGACUUCUGUGAUCUGCUCAACGUAUCAGUUUCCAAAGCUACUACUAGGAAGGAGGAUAUAGUUGCAAGGCUCAUUGAAUUUUUGGUGGCUCCUCAUGCUACAACUGAUGUGCUCCUCGCAGAAAAAGAGACGCCAACUAAGGGCAACAAGCGCAAGAGGGCAACUAAAGGAAGUCCUUCAACAUCUGGGGGCACAAGCUCAAAGCGCUCAGCAAAGAAUCAUAGAAAGAAUGAUGAUGAUUCAAAAAUGGAGGACAAGAGUACACCAGAUACAGAAGAUGAGUCAGAGGAAGAUGUGAAAGCCGAAGAAGAAGAAGAAGAUGCUGAGGACGAAAAUGAAAAUGGUGUACCAGAGAAGUCAGAGGAUGUGAUGCCUGAGCGUUCAGAAAGUGAGGAGAAACAUAAUUCUUCCGAUGAUUCUGAGGCAGAAGCGAUAAAAAAGAAGCCACGAUCAAAAUCAUCAUCCAGAAAGAAGGAAUCUUCUGAAAAAGUUAAAACCAAAAAAUCCAGAGUUUCUGUUAAAUCUACUCCGCCACCUAGUAAAAGACUAAAGAAAUCAUCAACAAAACGCACUCCAGUUGAUGAUGACAGUGAUACAAGUCCAAAGGCAUCGUCAAGGAAGAAGAAAAAUGAGAAGGUGUCCAAAGAAUCUACUCCAAAAAAAUCUGCCUCAACGGAAAAAACUGGGAAAAAAGUUGCUAAAGGGAAGGACAAGACCAAGGAGGGAAAAUUGAGGCCAACUGAUGACAAUUUGAGAGAUGCAAUAUGUCAAAUUCUCAAAGAAGUUGACUUCAAUACGGCUACUUUCACCGACAUUCUGAAGCUACUUGCCGGGCAAUUCCAUGCAGAUCUCAGCUUAAGAAAGUCAGCCAUAAAGCUCAUGAUCCAGGAAGAGCUUACUAAAUUAGCUGAUGAGGCAGAUGAAGAAGACGAAGAAGAAGGGGAUCCAGAGAAAGACGAAACCCGGACUGCUAAGGAAGAGGAGGUCGAAGUCUGACCAAUGAGAGGGAAUGCGACUGCAUGGACAUAGUAAUAGCUAUUUAUGUCCCUUUGUUUUUUGCUUUUUUGACUUAAUGUUAAUGCUGCAUGUACUACUUAGUCUGUCAUCGUUAGUGCUCUGCUUGCUGGCAAGUAAACUAGUAAAUUUAAAUGUUAAACCAGCGGAUGUUAAAUUAAGUUGUGCUGCAGGAUUGCAGCUUGUUAUGUACACGUUCACAUAAUCCAUAGGAGUUUUACUGUCUAAUAUAACCGAACUUUUUGCUUGAUAA
Pyrus x bretschneideri (Chinese white pear) is the source of this 2491-nucleotide messenger RNA. RefSeq names its product DEK domain-containing chromatin-associated protein 4. The record is from RefSeq and is a predicted model, not a curated record. Lineage: Eukaryota; Viridiplantae; Streptophyta; Magnoliopsida; Rosales; Rosaceae. Gene Ontology annotation, cellular component: nucleus. Gene Ontology annotation, molecular function: histone binding; DNA binding. Gene Ontology annotation, biological process: regulation of double-strand break repair; chromatin organization.